This is a messenger RNA of Ictalurus punctatus (channel catfish), 5726 nucleotides long. It is a transcript of the gene myo1b, whose product is annotated as myosin IB. The record is from RefSeq and is a predicted model, not a curated record. Gene Ontology annotation, biological process: vesicle transport along actin filament; actin filament organization. Gene Ontology annotation, molecular function: microfilament motor activity; actin filament binding; ATP binding. The transcript has 32 exons. Bases 238 to 3744 code for a protein of 1168 amino acids. Gene Ontology annotation, cellular component: brush border; myosin complex; actin cytoskeleton. Lineage: Eukaryota; Metazoa; Chordata; Actinopteri; Siluriformes; Ictaluridae.
AGAGCCACUCCCGCUGUCUCCAUUCACACACACUGGACACACCACAGCUUCUUUACCGGGAGUGAGCAGAGCUGCUACAUUGACGCGUCCCGGCUCUCUGAAAGGGACAAAACAACUCCGACAAAAACGGAAAAGCAUCGAGGAACUUCCGUUUCACUUGAUUAAAGACGACUGGAUGUUAUCUUUCCCUUCUGGAGUGGAUUAAAAAGGAAUUUCAUUCUGCACACGAGGGGGGGAAUGUCCAAGAUGGAGGUAAAGACAUCACUUCUCGACAACAUGAUAGGGGUAGGCGACAUGGUCCUGCUUGAGCCCCUGUCAGAGGAAACCUUCAUCGGGAACCUACAGAAACGCUUUGAGCACAAUGAGAUUUAUACAUAUAUUGGUAGUGUGGUGAUUUCUAUGAACCCCUACAAGUCCCUGCCAAUCUAUACAGCCGAGAAGGUGGAAGAGUAUCGCAACAGGAACUUUUAUGAGCUCAGCCCUCACAUUUAUGCUCUGGCAGAUGAAGCAUAUCGGUCUCUUCGGGAUCAAGAUAAGGACCAGUGUAUCCUCAUUACUGGAGAAAGUGGUGCAGGAAAGACUGAGGCCAGCAAGCUGGUGAUGUCAUAUGUGGCUGCGGUGUGUGGGAAGGGCCAGGAGGUGAACAAGGUGAAAGAGCAGCUGCUGCAAUCCAAUCCUGUAUUAGAGGCUUUUGGGAAUGCCAAAACUGUGAGGAAUGACAACUCCUCUAGAUUUGGGAAGUACAUGGAUAUCGAGUUUGACUUCAAAGGGGAUCCAUUGGGUGGCGUCAUCAGUAACUAUCUUUUGGAGAAAUCUCGUGUUGUGAAGCAGCCAAGAGGAGAGAGAAAUUUCCAUGUCUUUUACCAGCUGUUAUCUGGAGCAUCAGAUGAAACACUCAAAAAACUGAAGUUGGACCGAGACAUCAGCAAAUAUAAUUAUCUAAGUCUUGAUUCUGCCACAGUCAAUGGACUUGAUGAUGCUGCAAAUUUCAGGACAGUUAGGAAUGCCAUGCAGAUUGUGGGUUUCAUGGAGGAUGAAGUGCAGUCAGUGCUGGAGCUGGUGGCUGCUGUGCUCAAGCUGGGCAAUUUAGAGUUCAAGCCUGAGUCACGUGUCAACGGCUUCGAUGAGAGCCGGGUUAAGGACAAGAAUGAUCUGAAGGAGAUGUGUGAGCUGUUGGGCAUUGAUCAGUCAGUGCUGGAACGAGCCUUCAGUUUUCGCACUGUGGAAGCUAAGAUGGAGAAAGUAUCCACAACACUCAACGUUGCUCAGGCCUAUUAUGCACGUGAUGCCCUUGCCAAAAACUUGUAUAGCCGUAUGUUCAGUUGGCUUGUGAAUCGAAUAAAUGAAAGCAUCAAGGCUCAGACCAAAACCCGGAAGAAGGUUAUGGGGGUCCUGGAUAUUUAUGGUUUUGAGAUCUUUGAGGACAACAGCUUUGAGCAGUUCAUCAUCAACUACUGCAAUGAGAAGCUUCAGCAGAUCUUCAUCGAACUCACCCUGCGUGAGGAGCAGGAGGAGUAUGUGCGUGAGGGCAUUGAAUGGACCAACAUUGAGUAUUUCAAUAAUGCCAUCAUCUGUGACCUCAUUGAAAAUAACCAGAAUGGGAUCUUGGCCAUGCUUGAUGAGGAGUGUUUGCGGCCCGGGACCGUGACAGAUGAGACCUUCUUGGACAAGCUGAACACUGUUUGUGCUGAACAUCAGCACUUUGAGAGCCGCCUGAGUAAAAACUCAAAGUUCCUCACAGACCACAGCUUGCCUCAUAGCUGUUUUCGUAUCCAGCACUAUGCUGGCAAGGUGCUGUAUCAGGUUGAGGGCUUUGUGGACAAAAACAAUGACCUGCUAUACAGAGACCUGUCACAAGCUAUGUACAAGGCCAAACACAGCUUGAUGAAAUUACUUUUCCCAGAGGGAAACCCUGCCAAAGUCAACCUGAAGAGGCCUCCUACAGCCGGAUUCCAGUUCAAAGCCUCAGUGAGCACACUCAUGAGGAACUUGCAGACCAAGAACCCUAACUACAUUAGAUGCAUCAAACCCAAUGACAAGAAGUCAGCCCAGAUCUUCACAGAGUCACUGGUAUGCCACCAAGUGCACUACCUGGGCCUGAUGGAGAAUGUGCGUGUUAGACGUGCAGGAUAUGCCUUUCGCCAAGCUUACGAACCCUGCCUGGAACGCUAUAAGAUGCUCUGCAAGCAGACCUGGCCCCGUUGGAAAGGCCCUGCCAGGGAAGGUGUGGAGGUUCUCCUGAAAAACUUGGCUGUACCUGAAGAGGAGUUCUCCUACGGGCGCUCCAAGAUCUUUAUCCGGAAUCCAAGAACCCUCUUUUUCCUGGAGGAGAAAAGAAGGCAGUGUCUGGAGGACUUGGCCACACUCAUCCAGAAGAUCUAUCGUGGCUGGAAGUGCCGCACACAUUUCCUGCUACUGAAGAAGAGCCAGGUGGUGGUGUCUGCUUGGUACCGUAGAUAUGCUCAACAAAAGAAAUACCAGAAGAUUAAGAGCUCCUCCAUAGUGGUUCAGUCUUUCAUCAGAGGAUGGAAGGCACGCAAGUUGCUGCGUGAACUGAAAUACCAGAAGAGAUGCAAAGAGGCAGUGACCACUAUUGCAGCCUAUUGGCAUGGAACACAGGCUCGCUGGGAACUGCAUCGUAUGAAGGAGGAGAUUCGGAAUAAACGCGCUGUGUCUGCCAUUUGGGCAGCCUGGCUGGGAAUGAAGGCUCGGAGAGAACUGCGGUGCUUAAAGCAUGAGGCUCGGAAUAAACACGCCGUGUCCAUCAUAUGGGCCGGCUGGCAAGGAACUAAGGCACGCAGAGAGCUAAAACGGCUGAAGGAGGAGGCCAGGCGUAAGCAUGCUGUCGCUGUCAUUUGGGCCUACUGGUUGGGACUCAAGGUCCGACGGGAAUACAGGAAGUUCUUCAGAGCGAAUGCUGGCAAGAAGAUCUAUGACUUCACCAUUCAGAGAAUUAUGCAGAAGUAUUUCCUUGGUUUGAAGAAGACAUUGCCUUCAAUGUCACCAAUUGAUAAGAGCUGGCCAUCAAGGUCUUACCUGUUCCUGGAGGGCACACAUGAGGAGCUCCGAAAGAUUUUCCAUCUAUGGAGGUGCAAGAAAUACAGAAGCCAGUUCACAGAAGAGAAGAAAGCCAUCUAUGAAGAGAAACUGGAAGCAAGUAAGAUCUUCAAAGACAAGAAGGCUCUGUACCCCAGCAGUGUGGGACAGCCUUUCAAAGGAGAUUAUCUGGAGAUUAACAAAAACCCUAAGUACCAGAAGCUAAACAGCGUGGUAGAUGAGAAGGUGCUUCUUGCAGAUGUGGUCAAUAAAAUCAACAGGGCCAAUGGCAAGGGUGCUUCCAGAAUCUUCCUCCUCACCAAGAAAAACUUUGUUCUGGCUGAUCAGAAGUCUGGUCAGUUAAAAGCCAGUGUCCCGCUUCCUGAUCUCGCCAGUGUCUCUGUUAGCACACAGAAUGAUUGCUUCUUUGCUCUCAAACUCAAAGAGGGCACUGCGUCAGCAGCCAAAGGUGACUUCUUGCUGAGCAGUGAUCGAUUAAUAGAGAUCAUCACCAAGCUCUAUCGCACAGGUUCUGCUUCAGCUGACAUGGAACCAAUCAGUGUUGACAUCUCAGAUGAAUUCCUUGUGCAGUUCAAGCAGGAUAAAGUGUGUGUCAAAUUUAUCCAAGGCGGACCCAAGAGCAGCAAUCAAGUCGCCUGCAAGCGUAAAAACAACCGGCUUCUGGAAGUGUCUGUUCCAUCCCCAUAAUGACCAGUCAUCUUCACUCCCUCUCAGGGUGCCAUUUUGUGACUCUUCACCAUCAAACCCAAACUUAAAGACGGUUACCAAAUGAUUGUACAAUUAUGAUGUUCUUGUCAUUGCCAAAUCUUAUACUUUUAAAGACUUAAUCAGUGCAUUGUUGACUCAAAUAUUCCAUACAGCAGUAUUUGGCUACAUAAGGCAUACCACAUAUUUACCUUGGGAUAGAGAUGGGAGGUGAUGCUUUCCUCACUGUCUUGGGUGGAAUACAUUUUAAAAUUCCUGUUUAAUCAAGGCAUUAAUAUUAAUGGUUGGAAUUAUGAUGCUGUAGAUGUUUGACAUCAUGCAAUGUCUGGGCAUCAUGUUCAUGUGAAGUGCUGUACACAGAUUGCAAAUGAGACUUUUGGAUAAUUUUCUGCUGAAAAAAAUCUAAACUAAGGUUGCACUUGUUUUGCUUACACAAGGGUAAGAAAAGACAUUUUGAUUGGUUUGUCUUGUCUUUCUUGUUUUUGUCCCCUACACUUUUUAAUUCUCACAGUGCACAAUCUUUUAGCUGAAUUGCCAAAGUUUUUAUAAUUUUGUAACAACUGAUCCGUUCAGAUAGACCUUAUUUCAUAAUAUAUUACCCUUGUUCUUUACAAAGCCAAAUAACUUGUGAUCUCUACAGCCUGAAGGUAAACUAAGAAAACCCAAAGGCCUUCUGAGUCUUGCAUUUGAUCAAAAUCUACCUUUUCAAAAUAGAAAAUAAUUUUGUUUACUACUUAUUUUUCAAAUGUGGAUCUUUGAUCUUGUGGAUCAACUAUAAACACUUGUUCCAUUACCAGCAUUCAAAAUGCAGUACAGCUGCUUCUAAACUCAUGCACAAACAGACAGAAAAGCAAAAAAGCAGAGUACCACCAUAUCUCCUACAAUGUGCUUGAUUGACAUUCUCAGUUGUUUGAACAGAGCAUUGUCAACCUCACUGAGGUACCUGAAAAGUACUUUUGGCUUGCUGAACUGAUUUUAAGGGAAAUAGAUUAGUUAAUCUGAUGUCUAGCUUGAGGAAAUGACUGAGAGGAAUCCAUGUACACCAGAGACUAAGCUGUGCACCCCCCCCAAAAAAGGACGUCUCAUCUGGCUUAAUUACUCAUAACUGCAUGUACACUUGCCUAUUCAUAAAUCAACAGGGAUGAUUUUCAGGAAACCCAAUUUUGUGUAUGUAAAAGGCUAAUAAUAGUAGUUGAUAUUUAUUUAGUUAUUUCUUUUUUUCUUGCUUAUUUUUUCACAUUCUCACCAUUUGAAGAUGGGUGGUUUUACUUUAUUUUUUUAGCUGGCAAAUUGUAUAUGCAGUGAUUUACUUGGGACUAAUCCAGAUGUUUUUGAGUGAAAAGCACUAUACAUUGAAUUAUUUCAAAUGUCUGAAUGCUAACACAGUAUGAUCUACACCAGCAAAACACAGGUAAACUAUAUGUUCAGUUUAAGAUUUAGUCACUGAUCAGGAAAGUGGGUGCUUUGCUUUUAAAUAUACUUAAUAUAAUAUUUCCUCUUUAUUCUUCAGUGUACAUUUUGUGUUGUUAAAUUUAUGAAGGUCUUGGCAGACAUUUUUGAAGACACAGCCCCUGGGAGAAGGUUCAACAUUUGCUUCUGCAGGUGUUUAAUGAUUUUCAAGCUUUUAAGAUGAUUAUGUAAUUUUACACUAAACAAUAGUCAAGACGAAUAGAUUAUUGUUCCCUUUUCAUGAGGGAUGCAUGGGGAAAUUGUGCAAAUUUACUUGUGUUCUUUGAUUGUGUACAGUUUCAGUCUUCAAUGCAGUAUACUAUAGUUAAUCUCUUUUGUGUCAGGAAGUUCAAGAGAAAAGAACUUUGUAUGUUUUCAAUGUCUAAAUGUAACCUGGUGUAUCAAGAAAACAUUGAUGUGUUUCUAUAAUGAUUACAUGCAACAAAGUAAAAGCAGUCUUUCUUUGCUUUUUUUUAAAUUAAAGCAACAACAAAUAAAUAAGUUAGGCAAAUCAA